Vespa velutina is the source of this 4343-nucleotide messenger RNA. RefSeq names its product zinc finger CCCH domain-containing protein 28-like. The record is from RefSeq and is a predicted model, not a curated record. The transcript has 3 exons. The coding region runs from base 349 to 675 and encodes 108 amino acids. Gene Ontology annotation, molecular function: metal ion binding. NCBI's taxonomy places the organism in Eukaryota, Metazoa, Arthropoda, Insecta, Hymenoptera, Vespidae.
GAAAAAAAAACAACGAAAUAAAAAAAAAACAAACGAACAAAACCAUUUGACCGACGGACGUGUCUGUUAAAAAAAAAAAAAAAAUAAAUAAAUAAAUAAAUAAAACGAACAAAAAACCAAAACGAAAAAAAAAAUCAAAACAAAAAACAUGAAAAUGAAAUGGAAAAAAAAUAUCUACCAUGUACCUGGGUGAACCUCCCGAGGACACGUUCGACGUGACCUCCUUUGUUUUUUGGUGUCUUCUUCUUCUCCACCGAAUUCUCGAUCGGAUCUGGUAACGAACGACCGAACGAAACAACUACCGAUAUUUGAAAAAAAAUACCGUACGAACACUGCCUCGUUUGCUGCAUGUGGAUCGCCUUAGCAGCCUUAGCCACUGUCGGGGCCCACGUGGUCCCCCAAAACGCUCACUGUGUCGUCUACACAGACAGCUGCGGACAGUUACUGGACACCCUCCCGGUGUGCCAAGAUUUUAAUCGACAAGUUUGCAACCGUCCCGCCUGCAAGUUUAUCCAUCUCAGUGACGGAAACGUGGAGGUGAUCGAGAAUCGCGUAACCGUGUGCAGGGACGCAGUGAAGGGUGCGUGUAUGCGGCCACAGUGUAAAUAUUACCACAUACCGGUGGCCCUGCCACCGGCACCUCUGAUGGCCAUAGCAGCACCCGCGACACCCUAGUUACCCGUUCUCCUCUAAAAAGAAAAAAAAAAAAAAAAAAGAAAAAAUGGGCCUUCCGAGCUUCGCAACGGGCCAACGAAACGGGAAGAAAUCGUAACGGGAAGAGAGAGGGAGGGAGAGAGAGAGAGAGAGAGAGAGUGUGUGUGUGUGUGAGAAAAAGAGAGAGUGAGAUAAAUAGAGAGAGAGAGAGAGAGAGAGAGAGAGAGAGAGAAGUCGAGCAGAAUGGCGCUUUUGGCUCGCGUGCCAGAGCGAAUCUCGUGCUCGCUCGUUCUUCGAUCGUCUUCGAGAAGAGGGAAGAGAGAAAGAAAAAGAGAAAGGAAGAAAAGAAGAAAAAUGGAAGAGGAACGCAACGACGACGACGACGACGACGCCGAGCUUUCUUUUUUCUUUUUUUCUUAUUUUUUUUUUCUUUUUCUUUUUUUCUUUCUUUUUUUUUCUUUUUUUGUAUUUUUUGUAUUUUUUUUUUUCUUUUUUUUUUUUUUUCCUCCCUGCUGAGGGAACAUACGAAGACGAGAGGAAGCUGCGUGUCGAUUUAUCGCCUGUAUUAUCGAUCUUCUCGUCUAUUCGUCGAUAUAAAAUUUAAUUCAUUUCUCGAGUCUCGGCCUUCGCGUAUCUCCACGUGCUCGAUACAAGACCCUCCAUCUCCCCACUCCAACACCCUACCUACCACCCCCCCUCUACUCUACUCUACUCUACUCUACUCUACUCUACUCUACUCUAUUGUAUCCUACCCUAAUCUCUUUUACCUACCGACCCAUAUAGUCGUGUUACAAUUAUUAAAAGAAUCUCGAAUAUAGAUUCGUAAUAUUGAUAUUAUUAGAGGAGCCAUCCCCUCCUUUAUUUAUUCGGCGAAGAAAAACGACGAUUCGGCGUGGUCUCUUUGAAAAUGUGAAAAGGAAAAAAAAGAAAAAAAAAACAAAAGUAAGAAAAAGCAAAAAAAGGAAAAAAAUACAUAAAGGAAAAGGAAAAAAAAUCAAAUAAAUAACUAAAAUAAAUAAAUAAAUAAAUAAAUAAAUAAAUAAAUAAAUAUAAUUAAUAAAAUAAAAUAAAUAAAAUAAAUAAAUAAAUCAGCCUGAAUGUUGUAAUCGUUCAACUUUUAUGGAAAUAUAAAUUAGGCACGAUCACUCUAUUAAACUUACAUACAUACAUACAUACGUACAUACAUACAUACAUACAUAUACAUUAUAUUCUAACAUAGAACGUUUUUUGAUAAUCAAAAUUGGACGUCACUUUGAAAGUAUUUAUCUGAACUUAUUCGGAAAAUUUCAAUCUCUCUUUAUGUGGUCGUACCUAAAAGGAUAUUAAACGAAACAGAAAACAAAAAAACAAAAAAAUUAAAAAAAAAAAAAAAAGAAAAAAACAAAAAAAAAAAAAAAGAAGAAAAGAAAAGUAAAGAAAAGAAGAACAAAAAAAAAGAUAAAUAAAGGAAAAGAAAAGCAAAAAACAAAAUAAAAAAAAAACAGAAAAAAAGGAAUAAUAUAAUAUCUAUAAUAAAAGGAGGCGACGAUUGACACGUGGAAAAAAAGAGAGACACGUGGUCUUCCUUCUCGAUACCGUCUCUCUCUGUUCUAUCAUCGGCUUCCCAUAAGAGCAAAAGGGGGUGAGGGGUACGCUCGCUCGCAUUUUGCGUCUCUUCCCAAUUUUCGAAACUUCCAUAAGACCGUUCGCGCUUCUUCGCUCAUCGCGUAUGCCCUGACGGUACAAAAAAAUCGUCUCUUCGUUCGCAUCGGUUCCGUGAAUACGUAUGUGUAAACAGGGAAAAAAAAAGCAAGCAAAAACAAAAACAAAAGCAAAAGCAAAUUAAAAAGAGACGCGUGGAAAGAUUUCUCCCUUCGUUUUUACGUCGCCCUCGUAUUUCCAUUAACAACAACAAAAAGAGAUGAAGAGACAAAGAGAAAGAAAAAAAUACGUCGACGACAUAUUUCACGCCGAAUCGACGAUCUUCGCGGAGGGAACUUCGAUCUUCUUUCUUUCUUUUUUUUUUUUUUAAUUUUUUUUCUCUUUUCCUUUUUUUUUUUUUUCUUUCCUUUCAAUUUUUUAUCCUUUAUUCGUGUUGAGAUGACAAUUCUUCAAAUAGUUCCACGCAUCGGUCUCACAAUUCUAUCUCUCUUUUCUUUUUUUUUUUUUCCUUUCCCCUCUCUUUUUCUAUAAUACAUUUUGAUAUUUUUUAUUCGAACUUAAUAGUUCAUAGUUUUCCUCUUCCUUGUUACGUCGAAUAGCGAUCGACGAUCUAACAAUAUGUUAAAAAUAGGUUCGUUAGUAGUUUCAUUCAGAUCGACUUUAAAAGAUAUUGAGAUUUAUUUUCUUCGAUAUAAACAUAUAUAUAUAUAUGUGUGUGUGUGUGUGUGUGUGUGUGUGUGUGUGUAUUGCGUGUAUGCAUGUGUGUGUGUAUGUGUGUAUGUGUGUAUGUGUGUUUAUAUCGAGGGUACACGCAAUCAUAGCACGCGUGGGAGGUACGUACAGGCGCCGCCGUUGCGUAGGCGCGAUCGCGAAGAAAUACGAGGGACAUGUUUUCGAUUAUUGUUCUAUAUGAGAUCGUAUAAGUAUUAUAUAUAUAUAUAUAAAUAUAUAUAUAUAUAUACAUAUAUAUAUAUAUAUAUAUAUACAUACACGCAUACACAUAUAUACAGAAACACACAGAUUCGAGACACUAGUACACGUAUAAAGAUAAUUACAAUACUUAUGACAAACAAGAACAAUUCUAAUACACGAAAAAGCACUUAUGAUAAAUGUACGCGUGUACUACGUAAGCGCGAUUGUGGUGAGGGCGCAUGCGCGCGCUCGCGAUUAAAAAACCCCGUAUAUUGUAUCGCAUAAGUAAAUAAUUAAGUAGGCUAGCUAGGACCCACGGGUCACACACAAGCGACGAACGUAUUAGGAAAAAUGGUGAUCAUUAAUAAUUCGAAGGAAUAAGAGACGCGUAAGCUAAGGAUGAAUUUAAUUAAGUUCCCCGUAAAUCGGUUGGAAAUAGGGAUUUGAAAGAAAAGGAUGAAGAAAAAUGAUGAUAGAAAAAAAAAACAAAAAAAAAAAAAAAUUAAAAAAAAAAGGAAAGAAAAAAAAAGGAAAAAAAGAAAAACGACGUAAAAAUAUGUGGACGACCGCGCGUGCGUGCGCGUGAGGAUACGACGAGAAGAUGUGUGACAUUUAGCGGCGAAUAUAACGAAGUUUUUAUACUCGUAUAUAAAAAAUUAUAGUUAUAUUUUGAUUUUAUCAUGUAUAUACGUAUGUAUAUACGUAUGUGAAAGAUUAUAUAUAUGUAUGUAUAUAUAUAUAUAUAUAUAUAUAUAUUAUAUAUGUACAUAUAUAUAUAUAUAUAUAUAUAUGUGUGUAAAGAGCGGUAUGGAUUCUGAUAGAAAUGAAGUAUAAUUAACGGAAGGCUUUAAUUAGGAAGCAUGAGAGCGAAAGAGGGAGAAAGGAAGCAACACAAAACACUUAUAGACGGAGUUAUAUAUACGUAUAAGGUGGGGAGAGUGAAAAAAGUUAAAAGAAAAGAAGUGGGGGGAGGGGGAGGGGGAGAGGAAAAAGGAAAGAGAGAUAGAGAUAGAUAGAUAUAUAGAGAGAGAGAGAGAGAGAGAGAGAGAGAGAGAGAGAGAGAGAGAGAGAGAGAAAAAGAAAGAAAAUAUCGUAUCUUCCAAGCGCGGGAGAAGCGAGCCUUAAAGUGAAAUUUU